AUGAUCGCUCGGCUCUCACAAUCACUCCCCUGUGUCAGGGCAGCCCUCCUAGCCGUUUCCCCUCGCCAAACGCUUCUCCCCCUUCACCAAACCACCUCCACCCUCCCUCUCGCAUCUUCACCAUGCCUCCUCCGCAACACAUAUGCCACGGCGGCCACGGCGGCGGCCGUCGCCCGCGCGGCCGAGAAGCGCAGUGCCCCUCGGUCGUACACGCGCGCGCCCACGCCGCCGCCCACCAAGACGGAACCGGAGCAGUACAAGGGCAGCGGCUACCUGGUACGGCGCACUGCCUCGUUCCAGCUGCCCGUGUAUCGCAAACUUAAGUCGGGCAAAACGCGCGAGGUCAUUAUCAUCAAAAAGGUGCACGGCGACCGCCUCCGAUUCCUCGAGGACAUCAAGGCCAGCCUCGCCGUUGCCCCUGACAGGAUCCGCCUCAAUCCCACAACCCAGCAGAUUGAGCUUCAGGGCGACUACUAUAAUAAAGCAAAAGAUUGGCUGGUCGACAACGGCUUCUGA
This is a messenger RNA of Beauveria bassiana ARSEF 2860, 516 nucleotides long. RefSeq names its product mitochondrial ribosomal protein subunit Img2. Gene Ontology annotation, molecular function: structural constituent of ribosome. NCBI's taxonomy places the organism in Eukaryota, Fungi, Ascomycota, Sordariomycetes, Hypocreales, Cordycipitaceae. The coding region runs from base 1 to 516 and encodes 171 amino acids. The record is from RefSeq and is a predicted model, not a curated record. Gene Ontology annotation, biological process: translation. Gene Ontology annotation, cellular component: ribosome; mitochondrial large ribosomal subunit. The transcript has 2 exons.